AUGGUGGAAAACUGGAAAAGACAAAGAAAGCUUCCGCAUGUUCCACAUAUUCCUUGCAUUCGAGUCCCUCCCUCGGCCGCGGUCACUUCAUUAAUGACGGGCCUGACGCCAGGACAGCAGUGCUAUUUCUACAACAUCAUGAGCAUUUACAACUGUAGACCCCAGUGGGAGGCCCUGAAGGCUCGCUACAUCCACAGCCUUCAGCACCAGCAGCUGCUCGGCUAUCUUACUCAACAAGAAGUCUUGACGUUUGCUGCUUUAAUGAGCCAUUCAGCCGAGAGGGCCUCAGCCCAGGUAGCCCGUCAAAGAACUCUUCUCCCUCGGAUGACUUCAGCUGUGGCAAGGAAAUGGCCACCAGCACAACCCAUGUCUGGGCUUCCGCCCAGGACCCCAAGCACAGGGCUCUGCUCCCUCAGGGAGCGUGGCUUGAAUAAGCUCUGA
This is a messenger RNA of Echinops telfairi (small Madagascar hedgehog), 441 nucleotides long. RefSeq names its product family with sequence similarity 216 member B (gene FAM216B). NCBI's taxonomy places the organism in Eukaryota, Metazoa, Chordata, Mammalia, Afrosoricida, Tenrecidae. The coding region runs from base 1 to 441 and encodes 146 amino acids. The transcript has 3 exons. The record is from RefSeq and is a predicted model, not a curated record.